CUUUGAGUGGCAUCAUUAGGAUAACCAAGGACGACUCAUCGUUUUCACCUGCAUUCUCCAGCUAAUGGUCACGCUAAAUCGUCUUUAUUCCUCCAAUGCUACCUCAUCACUCACUCAUCCCAAAUGAACCGUGCGGCUGCAGAUCUCUGUAUAGUCUCCUUUCCUUCACCGGAGUCACGUUUAAGGCAGAUGCCUACUUGUGUCUCCUGUGUUACCGUCUCGUACAUCCGUCUUACUUGGCCGGAACGAAUCCUUGCCUGAUAUUCUCUCAUCCCGCGUUCUCAGGCUUCAGCCUGUCGGUGCAUCCCUUGACCUCCGCACAUCCAAUCCCCUUCCAGACUGUAGCUGGUACUGAAGCCUUCAGUUACCACUACAUACUCGCUGCAGAAUAGAUUCAGGUUUCGGAUUCGGGCAAAGUGAGGCGAACUAUAUUCUCCAGAAACUCAACUCAGCCUUGUCCCCUUGGCGGCUCUAUAAAACUAUGCUGCGCCUGGUCAGUGUGAAGCUGAAGCUGGCGAAGUGCGAUUCACCGCAAUGUCAAUUACAACAUAGCCGUGAGGC
Messenger RNA from Aaosphaeria arxii CBS 175.79, 561 nucleotides. RefSeq lists its product as uncharacterized. Bases 96 to 392 code for a protein of 98 amino acids. The record is from RefSeq and is a predicted model, not a curated record. Lineage: Eukaryota; Fungi; Ascomycota; Dothideomycetes; Pleosporales. The transcript has 2 exons.